Molecule: messenger RNA, 2412 nt
Organism: Naegleria gruberi
Lineage: Eukaryota; Heterolobosea; Eutetramitea; Acrasida; Naegleriidae
Exons: 1
Coding region: 1-2412 (803 amino acids)
Source: RefSeq, a predicted model, not a curated record
AUGCCAAGAUCAUCCACUCCAACCAAAAGGAAAACCAUUCAACAGCCAUUAAUAUUUCAACCCACUUUGAAGAAAACUAAAUCAUCCGAAACAACGUUGAAUUCUCCUAUUACUAUUAGUGAUGAUGGUGAGAAUGAGGAUUUAUUGUUAUCAGCUGAUGGAGAUCAAGCACAUGAUGAUGAUAUUGAAAUAUCAACAGAGACUGUUUCGGAUUCAUCAAGCAAAUAUUCAAUUAUUAGAACACCUAUUAAUGAUUCAUCGACAGUGGAUGAAUUGGGAUUGGAAAGUGUUGAAGCUCAUGAACUUCAACAAUAUUUCAAUGCUGAGAAAUAUUUAGCUAAAGAAAAAGGUAAAUGUAAAAAGAUUUAUUGCAUAGAUAGAGGAUCUUCAUUUACAAAGGGUAACAAGUUUGAUAUUUUAGAAAAGAGAGUCAAACCAACUAUAUUAAAAUUUGGACAUAAGGAAAAGACACAAUUUUUACCUUCUCAAACAUUUUACAAUUUACAAAAAGGUCAAGUGAAGAUGGGUAAAUUUGAGGUUAGUAAUGAAUGGGAAGAAUUGGAAAAUUUGAAAAAGAUAUUCAUGGUGAGUGAGUUAUUGGAAAUUGGAUUAAAAUCUGAGAAGAAGAAACUUAGAGUAUCUCACAUUAUUUAUUUAAUGAUUAGAGAUUUAAUAUCUCAAUUAUUAACAACUAAAAAACAAGAUUCUAAUUAUUUGGAAGGUAUUGGUGCAUGGAUAUUUACAUGUCCAUCAGGAACAAGUGUAUUUACUAAAUUAAUAUUUAGAAAUUGUAUAUUUAAAGCAUAUAAUAGUUUAAACAUUAAUGAAAAUAAUCCAUUACAAAUAGAUGACAUAUAUGUUAUUGAGGAAUGUACAUUAUUGAAAUAUUUUGCCAACAAUCAAGAAAAAACAUCUACAAUGUUUGUUGAUUUGGGUCAUUUAACACUUGAUGUCGUUGUGAUGGAUUUAAUUGAUGGUGAAUAUAUUGUAACAUUUAAAAAUGGUGAAUCUAGUGGAAUGUCACUCAUACAUCAAUUAUUAAAAGAUAAUGGAUUAGAUUCAAUUAAGGAAAUGGAAAAUUUAUUUGAUAAUUAUCAUGAUUCUAAUGAAUUACCACCAUCUUUAUUACCUCUUAAAAAUCAAAUUGAUGAAACAUUGAAAACUAUUACAAAACCUCUAUGUAUGAUGAUAUUACAAAAGCAAGUAGAUUCUAUUCACUUUUCAGGUGCUAUUACACGAGUUGCUUAUUUUCAAAGAAAAUUACAAGAAAAUAUUAGUUAUGUACGUUUACAAAAUAUUAAGAAUGAGCUACUUCCAUAUUUAAAAGAAGAAUUCAAGAAUAGAGAUAUACCUAUUAUUGAAUUUUUAUGUGAAACUACAGGUGAAAGUGCUUUACUAUCAGGUGCAGAAGAAAUGAUUAAUUGUUCUUUAAUGAAAAUUUCACAAAAUGAACUCGAUUGUAAUGUUCCAAUUAUAUUUAAGGAGAAAUCUAUUAGUGAACAAGUACUUAGUGAACCCUCAAUAUCAUCAAUACCAGAAAUGAAUGAACAAACACUACCAACUACUAUUGAUUGUUUAUUAUCAUCUAUUAGUUAUAAUGACAGUAAUAAUAUUGAGCAGUAUGUACCUGCCAUGCUAUUUGACCAUUGCAAUAGUGGAAGGGUCGAAAAAAAAAUGUUAUUGGGAAAUGUUUUACUAGACAUGAAUAUUAAACAAGAUACUGAAAUAUUUUUAAUCAAGUUUAGUCCACUCAUUGAUACUAAAUUAAUAUCAACUAUUGAUUAUGAAAAUUUUGAAAAAGUGGGAAUUAUUGAAUUCAUUAGAUUUACCAAUUUAAUCAUUUGUUUUGAUUGUAAUCACAUUAAAACUACUACCAAUUUACACUUUUAUAUGAAGUUGGAUUUGGAAGAUGAUUUCUUAUUAGUUAGAAUUUAUUAUACUAAAGGUAAAUCCUUUUUUAAAACUAUUACACGAAUUGAAAGAAAAGGAAGAAAUGAAAGAAUUUCCAUUAAUGAUUCUGCUCAACUAAUUUUUAAAACAAAAGAAGAUGAAGUAAGAACAUGGUAUGGUGUAUAUUAUGAUACUUUGAGUAUUGUAUCCAGUUUUUCAAGUAUUUCCAUUAAAUAUGCAGAAUUAGAAAACGAAAUUGGAGUUGAAAAAGCAAAGGGAUUACAUGUUGGUAGCAAGCAGCUAUCUAUUCCAAGUAUUGGAUCAAAAGAUAAGGAAUUUGUAAGAAAACACCUUUCUAAAUGUUCUGUUUGUCAAUGCGAAAUUAAGAAGGUGCAUGCUUGUAUUUCUUAUAACAAACUACCAAUAUUUAGAAAAGUAUUUGAUGAUAAUUCCAUUAAUCUUGGAAAUUGUUGUAGUCCUUGUUAUAGAAUCUAUAAUGAUUUAAAAAAGGAAGAAAAAUAG